This is a messenger RNA of Symphalangus syndactylus (siamang), 1181 nucleotides long. RefSeq names its product potassium voltage-gated channel subfamily E regulatory subunit 5 (gene KCNE5). Lineage: Eukaryota; Metazoa; Chordata; Mammalia; Primates; Hylobatidae. The record is from RefSeq and is a predicted model, not a curated record. Gene Ontology annotation, molecular function: transmembrane transporter binding; voltage-gated potassium channel activity involved in ventricular cardiac muscle cell action potential repolarization; potassium channel regulator activity. Gene Ontology annotation, biological process: ventricular cardiac muscle cell action potential; regulation of ventricular cardiac muscle cell membrane repolarization; potassium ion export across plasma membrane. Gene Ontology annotation, cellular component: voltage-gated potassium channel complex; membrane.
AGCUGGGUGCCACCGCUGUUUCCGCCGCUGAGCCCUGCCCGCCGGCCUGCCCGCUCGCUAGCUCGCUUCCCCUCGUCCAGGGGGAAAGGUCAGCAGCGUCCUGGAGCCGCCGUGUCACUCCCCGAAAGCCAUGAACUGCAGCGAGAGCCAGCGGCUGCGAACCCUUCUGAGCCGCCUGUUGCUCGAGCUGCACCACCGGGGUAACGCCAGCGGCUUGGGCGCUGGCCCUGGCCCCAGCAUGGGCAUGGGGGUCGUGCCUGACCCUUUCGUGGGCCGCGAGGUGACCAGCGCCAAGGGCGACGACGCCUAUCUCUACAUCCUGCUCAUCAUGAUCUUCUACGCCUGCUUGGCCGGAGGCCUCAUCCUGGCCUACACCCGCUCCCGUAAGCUCGUCGAGGCCAAGGGGGAGCUGUCCCAGGCUUGCGCCGAGCACGAAUGGGCCCCGGGAGGCGCCCUGACCGCCGACGCCGAGACUGCCGCGGGCUCCCAGGCCGAGGGUCGCCGCCAGCUUGCCUCCGGGGGGCUGCCUGCCCUCGCCCAGGGCCCUGAGCGGGUCUAAAACCACAGCCCCAGUUGCUGACAGCCCUGACAGCACUCUCCAGCCCUCUGGGAACUGAAUCCAACACGUCCAACACUUGGCAUUGAACUGAAGCAAUGCAUUCUAUCAGAACUCUGGGCCGUCUAACUGGCAGCUGCUCCAGGGGCUGCCAGGGACUGCUCACUCUGCAGAGCCAACGGGCUUGCCAGGCCGACUGCAGCAGCUCCAGCUUCCAGUUGCCUUAGGGACAGAGACAAAGGAAAUGAAGAGACCUCAGACAUCUUUUCCCUCCCUCUCUCUUUCAGCAGGGAGCUAACAGGACACUAGGACCAGUCUGUGGGAUAGAAUGAACUUAAUGGGGGACGGAAGGGGGAGGAGUGCUCAACGGGGAGGGAAAUGAUCUAUGACUCCAACUGUAUGGUUUUCUUGCCUCCCCAGUUUUCAUCCCAGUGGUAACUUGCCUGAUUUUUGGUAGCUAUGCCAUCUUCUGCUGAGGGUUACCAUUACUGGGUGUAUCAUCCCAGUACUUCCAAAUGCCUCUCCUCUAUUGAUUCAGCUGUUAUUGCAGUGUCUGCUUCAUCCGUGGAACUUGAGGCUCAGAUGUCCCCUGCUCUGUAACCCUGGGGAAUGUCAGAGGCAGGUA